Anopheles stephensi (Asian malaria mosquito) is the source of this 5544-nucleotide messenger RNA. Its product is annotated as transcription factor SOX-3-like. NCBI's taxonomy places the organism in Eukaryota, Metazoa, Arthropoda, Insecta, Diptera, Culicidae. The transcript is spliced from 3 exons. Gene Ontology annotation, molecular function: DNA-binding transcription factor activity, RNA polymerase II-specific; RNA polymerase II cis-regulatory region sequence-specific DNA binding. The coding region runs from base 271 to 2280 and encodes 669 amino acids. Gene Ontology annotation, biological process: cell differentiation; anatomical structure morphogenesis; positive regulation of transcription by RNA polymerase II. The record is from RefSeq and is a predicted model, not a curated record.
AAAAUAACCAGAAGGAAAUGUCACAUUGUUUGUUCGCUGUUGGAAAGGUCAACUUUCUUUUGUUUGCAAAGUGCGAUUGAGAAGGGAAGCCGAUUGUUUUCCCAACUGAGCCAUUUUAAAUAUCGCGUGAUUGCUGCAGGUGCAUCAUCAAAAGAACUUAUUGAAACCAGUCGGGCAACACAUAGCAAAAGAGCCAAAUAAGACUGGUUGUCCCGCGAAUGUUGGUUACGUAAAUUUUCGAGGACUCAAGCCCUAGUAAGGUUAUUGAGAAUGGACGAUAUCGAUGAAGAUGACAUUCUGGAGACCCUGCUGCGAUACCAACUGCAGCAACCCUCACCGUCGCCUGUAAAUGCCACGACUGUUGUGGAAGAAAACACCACCGUUACUUUCAACAAUGAACAAAUGUUCUACUCAAGCAUGUUGUUCCAAAAGCUGGCUCUGCUAAGACACGGUGGACUCUACAAUACCGUUAGCGUCACGGGACAGGCGAUCGCGAGUUCGUCAGGCGGCACUGUCACCAUUAUCGAAAAGGACGACAACGAGCAGAAGGACGACGACGGUGACGUCAAGAAGAGCGACAUUAUGUUGACCAUGGAAUCCGAUAUGAAAGGGGGUGGUAUUCUGCAUGCCACGAUGCCCCCGCACCACCCGUCCUCUCUGCACGGCCACAGUACUUCGCCAUACGGAGCACUGGGAUCGCUGAGCAUGAUGAACAUCGGUCAAUCGCAACUUUCAUCCCAUCAGACAUCGGCUGCCCAGCAGCACCAUCUGCUUGGUGGUGGUCAUCAGCAGCAUCAUAUGAGCCACGGGCUGAGUAGCAACAACAGUAGCAGCAGCAGUAACAACAACAACAGCAGCGGAUACGGGAGUCCUCUGCAGCAACCGGUUUCCGGACUCAGUCCGACCGGUCUCGUUGGCGGGCAAGGACACUCGCAGCACAGUUCGCCGACGGGAAUGGGUUCCACCGGCCAGCAUCACAUCACGGCAAGUGGGGGAGGUGGCGGUGGUCACCAUCACCAUCAUCACAGUUCCGGAGGGCUGUUGGGUGUGAAUCACAACAAUAACAACACCAGUAAGGCGGCGCAGCAGAAUGCGGAUCGCGUGAAGCGUCCGAUGAACGCGUUCAUGGUGUGGUCUCGUGGUCAGCGCAGGAAGAUGGCUUCGGAUAAUCCUAAGAUGCACAAUUCAGAGAUCUCCAAACGACUCGGCGCUCAGUGGAAGGACCUGUCGGAGACGGAGAAGCGCCCGUUUAUUGAUGAGGCGAAGCGGCUCCGAGCGGUGCAUAUGAAGGAACACCCGGAUUAUAAAUACCGGCCGCGCCGGAAGACGAAGACUUUGACUAAGGCGAAGGAAAAGUAUCCGCUCGGUGUGGGAUCGCUGCUCGGUGGUGGCCAAACGACCGAGAGUAGUGGGAUGCGCGGUAGCGCAUCGUCCACCACGUUGGCCGCGCAGCAGGCGGCGGCGGCAGCGGCAGCAGCGGCCGCAGCCGCAGCGAACCGUGAUAUGUACCACCAGAUGCCUCCAAAUGGCUACAUGCCGAAUGGAUACACGAUGAUGCACGAUCCGUCGUCGGCGGCGGCUUACCAAUCGCAGCAGCACUACAUGAGCAAUUACCACCACCAUCACCGGUACGACAUGGGUCAGAUGGCGGCAGCAGCAGCCGCCUCCGGUACGUCAGCUGGAUCCUUGAACAGCUACAUGAAUGCCGGCUACGGGGGUAUGUACGGUGGCGGAAGUGGUGGCGGCGGAAGCACCGUAUCCGGUGGUCAAACGUCACCCUACGGAGGUAGCGGUGGUGGCCUGCAGCAGCCCGGCUCGCCGUACAGUACGACAAUCCAGCAGCAGCCCGGUUCACCGUACGGACUAAACCACCAACCCGGAAGCGCACUUUCCUGCCAAAGCCACAGUCCCAGUGAUUCGAGCGUGAAAUCGGAACCAGUCUCGCCUAGCCCGAUCGCGUCAGCCACCAAUAACAAUCUAACGAUGAAGCGAGAAUACAUAGUUGGCGGUGGGCAUCAGCAGCAGUCGGCGGCCGCCGAUCUGAGCCAUUUGAUCAACAUGUACCACGUGCCGGAUAUGCAGCAAACGGGCGGAGCGGAUCUGCAGCAGCACCAUCGCAAUCACCUAAUGCAACAUUACCAUCAGCAUAACGCCAGCGUAUCGCCCGAUCUUCAAUCGCAGCACCAGCACCUCCAGCAGCACCAGCAACAACAGCAGGUCCAACAGCAACAACAGCAGCAGCAGGUUCUGCGAUCCAUGGCACCAAUCUCACACAUGUGAGAGUUGGCUGCAACCGCGACGGACCUCUUGGUUCACCAUCAUCAGCAUCAUCACCACCAACAGCAGCAGCAGCAGCAACUUCGAGUUUCAAAAGCAGUGGUGUCAACAUCGCCAACUCUUACUGCCACUUCGACAUCGAGCACAAACCACCAUGCGGUGGGCUCUACAGGAUCCACUGCAGCAGCAACGGCGACGCCUCCGUGCAGUAGCAAUUCCAGGAAUAACAGCAAUUCCAGCAGUAACACCGCUGUAGGAACGGGUGGAGCUUCCGGGGCAGCAACCGAUCAUGGUAGCGCCGAUUCCCCAGCAGGCGAGUCUACGCUGGGUGCUGCGGUAGGCGCAACCUUAUUUGGAAGCGGUCAUCUUCAUCAUCAUUCCUUCGAUCGAUUACCUCCGCUGUGUGCGUCUCCCUUGUCUGCGUACCGCCACCAUUCGGGUGCAUCGUCAGCUACGGUGAUCGGCAACUGUAAUAGCAGCAGCGGCGGUAUGGUUCUAGCUGGAAAUGGUUCAAGCAAUGCGACGACUGCCUCCGGUUCUCUAGGCGGCGGACUUAUGAGCUCUUCGCCUCACUCGCACGUUGCGCUUAUCAGUGCCGUCACACCUGGUCUCGGAUUUUCAUUGCCAAAUGGAAGCGACGUGCAAUCAUCGCUGCUAUCAGUUGAUUCUGAAGAAGAUCCACACCAUUCGUACCAUCAUGGAAUGCACAUGGCACCGUCACCGCAUCACCAUCAUCUGUACCAUCAUCAUCAUCACCAUCACGAUUAUCAUCAUCAUGCGGCUGCUGCUGCAGCUCUGCUGGGUAGUUUCACUAGUGGUGGCGGUGGUGCCGGUUUGAUCGAUUGUGUGACUGAGAGUAAUAAUUGUGCCGAUCGUGAGGAUUCCACUGGAUUUAUUUCAGUGGCGGGUACUACCGCGAACAGUGCCGUCGGAAACUAUUGUCUUAGUGGAGGUAUAGAAAGUGUGACAGGGUUGGUCCAUUCCGUAACAGCCGCCACGGCGUUGGCUGGUGCGAAUGAUGGCGAAGAAGCGGGAACGGGCGUUCCGCUUGAGAGUGGUGGUGGAUCGAUGAGUGGUGGUGGUAGUGAUAGCAGUGUUCUGCGAUCGAACGAUCGAUCGAUCUCAUCAUCAUCUUCGGCCAGCCUCACGCUGACGGCAAGAACGGCUGCUGCUGCAGCGGCAGCCGUGGCCGCUGUCUCGAAUCAUCACCAUCAUCUGCAACAGCAUCCCACGGCAGCAGACAUACCUUACCAUCAUCACCAUCAUCGACCUUUGCCGAUGGAUAUAUCGGCACUGUAGAAGGGUAUGAGGAAUCCAUCGCCGAAGAUUUUUUACUGAUGCUUUGAUGCUGCUGCCGCUGUCCACGAGAAGAAAUGGGUGGUGUAGCAAAAGUAAUAGAGUUGCGAUAGAAGAGUGACAAUUUAGCGAGGCAAUCAUUCAGGGAGGAGUAGUGGUGGUUCUUUUGCAUCGAAGAGGAGAUCCCUUGAAACAGCUCACUCAAGGACCUGUGUAAAUAUUAAACGCAAUACCAGAAUUGUGUCUGCUACUAGAGUGAGUUGAGCUCUUUAAAUCGGAAAUGAAUCGUUUGCAUCUCGUUUCCAACACACCGCUCGCUAGUGACGAGGUGUUUGUAAAACGUCACACUCCAUCUUGUUGGACGUUAAACCGUGGUCCAAACCUGGCGACAGUGUCGAUGCGAGAGGAGGUUUAGAGCAAGCGGGUAGCGGAGCGAUUCUAAAGCAAAACACGAACCGAAGUUACAUGAGUCGGUCGCAGGGACGAUCGACACCAUAGACGACAAAGUUGAGCGCGCAAAAGUAGGACGUGUUUACGUGUAAUGUGUGAUAUUUUAUUUUGUGUUGAUCUUUAUUUUCCUUUUCAUAUACUAUUGUUUAGUUUAACCGUGGAGAGUGUAACUGUACAGGCUGUAGUUUGCGAGUCUUGUCGUAAAUCAGAUCUAAUAUGAAUAUUACUGUCGAUAAAUUAUCGAUAUCGUUAGUGAGAAUCAUAGCAACACACAACACUCCAUUCGAGAGAGCUUACCCUUUGUAGGGGCAAGUGAGAUGUAACAUACGGCGGACCCGCAUUUGUGAAUAACUAUUAGUUUUUAGAAUACUUUUCUUUAAAUUGGCCUCCGAGCUGCUGUUAGUAGGACUGUGGAAGAAACAAAAAUGAGGACUCAACAAUAUGAACAAUUCGUAAAUAGGCAUGAGUGUGUAAAGAACCCAGCGGGGUAGGGUUUCAGUUCUCAUUCGCUAAUUCGACCACCCUUGCUUGCAUGUGUGGAAAGAGUUUUUAUGUAAAAAGAAAGCAAUCUCUAUGUUUACUGUGUACUACGGCAUCUAAUAUAAUUAUUAUUUUCUUAUAGUAAGACUACAGAGGAUUUGUACUGCGAUGAAUUAAGAAUGAAUUUAAUUUACAUCAUUGGUUAAUGGAUUAGGGCCCUUCGAACUUAUGAUUCCAAUGCCUUUGUCUUUUCGUUUUUUUUUUCGAACUAAACAAACUUCAUACAUACUCAAUGAAACAAAUUUUCUUGAACACUUUUAUUCAUCUCAACUCUACAUGAAUUUGAAAAAAAUAAAAACCGUACCCAGUUAGUUGAUUGUAUCUUCUCAAUUUUCAUGUCUAUUUACUUUGACCCAUUAUCUAUCAGCUUUCUGGCGCAUCAUUAACUCCUUUGUUGACUCCUUCUUUACUUCUGCAGCAGUCCUUCGGUUUAUGUUAGAGGAGAGAAUAUUAGAAUGCGAAUUUUAGUACAUGAGCACGAAUGAUGGAUCGUUAGUCAAGUUACAUAUGUACAGAACCAGGAAACGAAACGGAAGUAUCAAACAAACAAAAUUCCAACCAGAGGAUUAGAGUUAAAAUAGAAAAGAAUUAAAAUUCACAGUAAAAACCAAUGAACAAAACUAUAAGAUGCACUGUAAAUGGUUGAAACAGCGUCCCUCUCACACACACACACACACCCUAUCUCUCUCUGUCUCUCUAUAACAGCCGUGUCCCCUGGUAAACGAUAAUAAGAUAGUGGUCCGCUAUUUAACCGUCGAAGUAAAAUUGCGCGAGCUAUAUGUUGUGUACCACAAGCAGUGUGGAGACGGAUGAAAUAUUAAAGCAAAAGACAUGUAUACAAAAUCGGAACAAAUGUAAUAAGCGACACACACACACAAUGAAGAAAGAGAGGGAAAAGUACAGAAACGACAAACAUGUAUGAAUCUGCAAAUUUCCAAUGUUAACAGAAAACAAUGCUACUAAAAAGGUGAAAAAUUAGAA